Messenger RNA from Esox lucius (northern pike), 3723 nucleotides. RefSeq names its product dipeptidyl peptidase 4. Gene Ontology annotation, molecular function: serine-type endopeptidase activity; dipeptidyl-peptidase activity. The record is from RefSeq and is a predicted model, not a curated record. The coding region runs from base 648 to 2894 and encodes 748 amino acids. NCBI's taxonomy places the organism in Eukaryota, Metazoa, Chordata, Actinopteri, Esociformes, Esocidae. Gene Ontology annotation, biological process: proteolysis. The transcript has 25 exons.
UGUAGCCUACGACCUUUUUUCGCCACACCACUCCGGACCUAAAGCACAAUACGCACGUGUAGCUCAACGGAGUCAGAAGUUUAAUCGAAUGCAGCUGUGAACAGGAAUGCAGUGAGACAUGAAACAUCUGCUUAUUGAUGACAUUUAUGAAUGACUCAAGAAUAAAUUAUAGCACCAUAAUGAUAUACAAAUAUCUUUCAAGAAGGACAAAACGUUAAAUUCUGAUUUAAAUGGAAUUAUACAUUUCAGUAAAUAGAAAAUAGAAGAGAACAUGUGAUGCCAAUUGUCUCAAUGUUGCCCAGGUCUGUCCUGGUUCUGGAAACAAAUGUAACGGUCUCAAGACGAUAUGGUGAAAGUUGUCUUCCGCAUGAAUGCAAAGUACAAUCCGAUAGCCGGUAGUAGCAUAGGAUAAACUUUAGUGGAGGUCGAAAAAAACAGAACCGUUGAAACUUUACGAACUUUACUCUGAAGUAAUUGUGUUGCCCCAUCUUUAUAAUCGACGUUGAGAUAAUAUUUAACGGACAUUCCGUUGCGCAGAACCUUUUGGAACAUUUCGACCUACAGUCCAACAGUCGAGUAAAGUAACUUGUUUUUUGUCAAUGGGAUUUUGAAGGGCAAAAAACGGAUUGAGCACUUUCGUCGACAGGAUGAAUGGCAUAGGCAGAGUGGUGUUGGUUGUAUUGGGGUUCGCGGUUGUCAUCACCUUGAUAGCAGUGCCCACAGCUAUAUAUCUGAAUGAGGAAAAGGUGAAUGCAAAGAGAACGUUCACUAUCAACGAUGUCUUCAAUAGUUCCAUCAAGGCCAGGUCGUACAACAUGCGCUGGAUCUCAGACCAUGAGUAUCUGCACAGAGAAGAUGGCUCUGUCUUCCUGUACAACCUGAUUGCAAAAAACAACACAGAAUUUCUGAGCGCCAUUACAUUUGCUCAAGUGGCUGCCUCUGAUUACUUAGUGUCUGCAGAUCGAAAGUAUGUUGCUUUCCAGAGCAAUUGGACCAAGAUAUGGAGACACUCAUUCACAGCUUCAUAUUCUCUCUACGAUAUGUCUGGCUCGAUGUUUAUAAGCCCAACGGAUAUUCCUCAUCAAGUCCAAUUGUUUUUAUGGGCUCCAACAGGAAACAAAAUGGCCUUUGUUUUUGAGAACAACGUCUAUUUAAAGACUGGCCCUAAUGCCCAGGCCGUACAGGUGACCUUCAGUGGAACACACAACCGUAUCCUAAAUGGCAUCCCAGACUGGGUUUAUGAGGAGGAGAUGUUCUCUUCUAAUAUGGCAAUGUGGUGGUCACCAGGAGGGAGGUAUUUGGCCUAUGCUGAAUUUAAUGACACUCUGGUCCACUCUAUUGAGUAUUCAUGGUACGGGGAGGGACAGUAUCCCAGCACUGUCGUCAUUCCUUAUCCCAAGCCUGGCACUCCCAAUCCACUGGUGAAGCUAUUUGUGGUUGAUACAGAAAAACCAUCAAACAUCACAGAGGUUCGAGUGCCAAGUUCCAUUGGUGCAAGUGACCACUAUUUGGCCACAGUCACCUGGGUGACAGACAAACAAAUUGCUGUCCAGUGGCAGAAGAGGAACCAGAAGGAGGUCCGCUUGCAGAUCUACGACUUCGACGGAAACAGCUGGAUUGAGAACGCAGUCGAGAAACAUGACAUCACAAGCGAGAGCGGCUGGGUCGGACGGUUUUCCCCUUCCAGACCAGUCUUAACACCGGACCAACGUUUGUACAUUGUGAAGAGCGACUCCAAAGGCUAUAAACACAUUCACCAGCUUCAUAGAACGGGAGGCUCGGCCACGGCUGUCACGUCGGGGACUUGGGAGGUCAUCGACAUUCUAAAGGCGACCAAUGAUGCCAUGUACUAUUCCAGUAACCAGUUUCGUAAUAGACCAGGAGGGAGGAACAUUUACCGGAUCACUCUUGGAGCCUCUCCCUCUGUCCCUCAGUGUCUGACCUGUUCUGUGGAUGAGGACAGGUGUCAAUACAACUCGGCCUACUUCAGCCACAAUGCUUCGUUCUUUCGCAUGGACUGCUACGGGCCUGGUCUGCCUUGGUACACUCUCUGGGACAACCAGGAUGUUGGCUCAGAGUUUACAGUUCUUGAAAACAACAUGGGUUUGGAAGGCAUUCUGUCCGAGAUCCAAAUGCCGACCAUGCGCCGUAGCUUCAUCAAGCAAGGGGAAUUCAGCCUUUGGUACCAGAUGACUUUGCCCCCAGGAUUUGACCAAUCAAAGAAAUACCCACUUCUCAUUGACGUCUACGCUGGGCCCUGCAGUCAGAAAGCCGACUACCGGUUUAGGCUGGACUGGGCGGUGUACCUCGCGAGUACAGAGAAGGUCGUCGUCGCCAGCUUUGAUGGACGGGGCAGUGGUUUCCAAGGUGACAAGUUAAUGCACUCAAUCUAUGGACAUCUGGGAACCUAUGAGGUGGAAGACCAGAUUAUGGCCGCAAGGGAGUUCAUUAAGAUGGGCUUCAUCGACAAAGAAAGAAUAGCUAUUUGGGGUUGGUCUUAUGGUGGCUAUGUCACGUCGAUGGUUUUAGGAGCCGGGAGCGGAGUUUUCAAAUGUGGAAUGGCAGUUGCCCCCGUUUCGAAAUGGGAGUAUUAUGACUCGAUCUACACUGAACGCUACAUGAAGCAACCAUCAGAAAAUGCUGAAUUCUACAACAACUCUACAGUGACAGCAAGAGCUAAGAACUUCAAAUCAGUGCAGUACCUACUGGUCCAUGGGACAGCAGAUGACAACGUCCAUUUCCAGCAAGCGGCUCAGAUCUCCAAAGCCCUGGUUGAGGAGCAAGUCGACUUCGAUGCUAUGUGGUAUACAGACAAGGAUCAUGGUCUUGAUGGCUCGGCCAAUCAGCAUGUCUACACCCACAUGAGUCACUUUCUCCUGAAGUGUUUCGCUUGAUGCCAUCCCAACGAUGAAUCCCCCAACCUCGUCCUGAAGCCAUCAAAAUGAAGACCCGCGACAUGUCCUGAUGUCAUCCAAACGAAUGACCCCCAACCUGUCCUGAUUCAAACCAAACGAAUGACCCCCAAGUUGUCCUGAUAGAAUCAAAACGAAUGACCCCCAACCUGUCCUUAUUCAAUCCAAACGAAUGACCCCCAACCUAUCCUGAUUCAAUCCAAAUGAAUGACCCCCAGCCUGUCCUGAUUCAAUCCAAAUGAAUGACCCCCAGCCUGUCCUGAUUCCAUCCAAACGAAUGACCCCCAGCCUGUCCUGAUUCCAUCAAAACGAAUGACCCCCAACCUGUCCUGAUGCCAUCCAAACAAUUGAUAUCCGACCUGUCCUGAUUCAAUCCAAAUGAAGGACACCCAACCUGUCCUGAUGCCAACAAAACGAAUGACCAUGCUGCCCUUAAUGAAUAAUUCAUUUAUAGUUUUCCAGUGAAUCUUAAUGAGGAGGCAGAACACAGACAUGCAUUUCAAGCAUUCCUUUCUGUCCGCUUAUUUUUAAAGCAAAUUACAUCAAUGCUAUUGAGCCAUCAUGCCGAGUUUUCCUGCAAUUUAUGAGGGUACAUUUCAAACGGACCCUGUCUGAGAAUGUCUAACGUAUACUCAUCAACAGACCUUGCAUUGCACUGUACUAUUUAUGAAAGAUGUAAAUGAAAGUUAACACAUGAUGUUUGUUCAUAUUUUUAAAUGUACAAACACGCUAUGUUCCUGUAUAGGGAAUGUAUGUGUACCACUGCACCCUCAACUGGUGCGUUUGCUGUUUUAAUAAAACGUGACAUUUA